Seriola aureovittata is the source of this 2820-nucleotide messenger RNA. Its product is annotated as serine hydrolase-like protein. The record is from RefSeq and is a predicted model, not a curated record. Bases 148 to 1077 code for a protein of 309 amino acids. The transcript has 12 exons. NCBI's taxonomy places the organism in Eukaryota, Metazoa, Chordata, Actinopteri, Carangiformes, Carangidae.
AAGAGCACAGGUCCAUGCUUGUCUCACCUGUUGCAUGGACACCUCAGGAUUUGUGUCAAGUUAACUGAGUCACUUUGCGGUUUGCCUUGGGUGUUUAUUUCUUUCUGCUUCUUCAGGGACAUAAAGUGAGCAUCAUCAGGCACUGAAAUGUCAUCUGCAGUGAGACAAGCAGUCUCAGAGCUCUGUGUUCCAGUCCCAUGGGGAGAGAUCAGAGGUAAAGUCUGGGGUCCUGAUCAUGGUCGCCCUGUGCUGUGCCUGCACGGCUGGGCUGAAUACUGUGGCACAUUCAACACCCUCAUCCCCCUUCUACCCAAAGAGUGCAGAUAUGUGGCGGUGGACCUGGCAGGCCACGGUCUGUCAUCACACCGUCCUCCUGGGGUUUUCUACUCAUUUUCUGCGUAUGUGGCAGAUGUACGCAGAGUCGUUGAUGGGCUGCGGUGGACUAACUUCUCCGUCAUAGGUCAUAGUAUGGGUGCUAAUGUUGCUGCAAUGUUCAGUGCUCUGUAUCCAGAGAUGGUGGAUGCUCUCGUGCUGCUGGACGCUUACGGAUUCUUACCUGCAGACCCGAAAGAAGUUUCCAAAGUGAUGAGGCAGGGGAUGGAUGAGAUGAUCCAGUUUGAAAAAAAGUCAGAAGAAAAGAAAAGAGUUUACACUUAUGAGAAGGCGGUUGAGAGGCUGUUGACUGCAAACCCGACUCUGUCUGAACAGUCUGUGCGCAUCCUGUUAGAGCGAGGUCUAGUUCAAGUCGAAGGAGCAGGAUUUGUGUUCUCCAGAGACCUGAGAGUUAAUUUUAAAAACAUAGUGCGGAUCACUUUGGAGCAGAGUCUGGAGAUGCAGCUGAGGAUUCAAGCGUCUGUCCUAGUUAUUCUAGCAGACAAAGGUUUUGAGGCAAAAAUUUCAGAAUCAAACCAUCAGAAACUUUUCUCCGCACUUCUACAGGGCUACCGUGACAGAAAUCACACGGUGGUGACAUUACCAGGCGAUCAUCACGUCCAUCUAAAUGAUCCUGAAGUCGUCGCUCCACUUGUUUCUGACUUCCUGCACGCCAAAGUGUUGUCGCAGCAGCCGCCAGCAUAGUGGACGGACACACAAGUGACAAACAGUACACGCACCCAUACACCCAUACACACACACACACACACACACACACACACUCUGACACAUUUUUAUUGUGAAAUUUCACACUCGAAGUCUCAGUACACUCUUCUCAUCUUGACUCAGAGAACACAUUACCAUAAUAUUGUGCCAUUUCUUUCCCCUCCAGAUACGUUACUGUUUGAACACCAUUGUAAAGUUCCUGCAGUGACUUGGAAUAAUUAUGUGUUAAUGUGUAAACCUCCACUGAACACAUUAUUACUGAAGCUGCUCAUUUACAUUUAGACCCAUGACUAGACAUUUACAGUCUUUACUCAAACAGACAGAAAGUACAAAAGUGCAGGUGUUUUUGUUGUUUUGUUUGUGUUUGUCAUCAUUUCACAAAGAUUGUUGUACACAUUUAAGAUAAUGUCAGAAUCAGAAAAAAUGAUUAACUGUCUCCAUCUUGAUAAAGGUUGGUGGACCGUGAAAGCAGCAGAGGUAGCAAUGGGAACAAGGACUUAUAUUAUAAUAAUAAUCAUAAUCAUAAUGUUAAUCUGUCCAAGGCAGCAAACCAAAAUCAACAAAUUAUAAAAUCUAUAAAAAAUAUAUUGAAUCACAUAGUGUAAUAAAAUGAAUAAGACCAAUACAAUUCAUACAAGAUAACAAAAAUAGACUUUAUUCUGCCAUUCCUGACAAAGUCUGAUACAAUGUUGUAUUUUAUCAACUAUAAAUCAAAUCAAACAACAGCCAAAGAUCUGAUGAGAAUCAGAGCUAGCUUUCAGGACAAGCCAAUUAUAAAAGCCCUAAACUGAAUGAAGUCCUGCCAGUUCAUAGAAUAUGUGAGUUCUUUAUGUAACUUAUACAACCAGGACGUCACAUGUCAUCAUUUCAGUUUGGAAAGAUAUCACAGCUCUUUAUUUGAAGCUGAUCUGUUUAACGCGGCUGCUUGUCACAAAUCCGCUGCCUGUGCAGAAUGAGCUAAAAAUGUCAGUCAUUAAAAAAGAUGACAACUUCUCAUUAUGUAGGCCGUCAUCUCUGUAUUCAGCUUUUGUCUUGGAAACAGCAAGACAAAAAAAAAAAAAAAGAAGAGAAAACUCAUGGGAGUGACUCCAUAAAACACCACAGCUGCCGUCAGACAGAGCAGAUAAGAGAGGAGUCACUCGCACAGAAAUGCCCCCCCACAUUCAUACACACACACAUCCACACAUACACCCCCCACCCCCACCCCCACCCCCCCUCUCUCUCGCAAUGUCACAAACGGUGUGAUGGCCUCUGUGUUAAAUGGAGUGGAACUGAUUUUACGCAGCGGGCAGCAAGGCGGCGAGCAUCCAGAGACAUCUGAAGCCACCCCCCCACCCCCCACCCCCCACCCCUCCCCACCUCCCUCCAGCCCACUACCCCAACAGUCAUCCCCCCCUCACCCCCCACCCCCCCUAAAAAAAUGAUUAUAGUUAUAUAAGUUUUCCCUCCCACUCCCUCCAUCCUCUCAGCCAUCAGCAGGGGUGUUGUCAUGGCAACCCCCACCCCUCCUUUGAACGUCAGAGAGCCAGGAGCUGGAGGAUGAAGCCGCAUGCAGCUUCUGUCUCUUGUGCCUCCCAGAGAGCACCUGUGAUUUUUGCCGUCUCACAUGCAACAGUGGGAGCUGCAGCACUGGAAAUAAUCUAAUGAUUGUUUUGACUCGCAGCUGCCGCACAUCACAUACCAUCAGACACACAGAGACCAACUGACUCAGCAGCGUCUGCA